Histoplasma capsulatum G186AR is the source of this 402-nucleotide messenger RNA. RefSeq lists its product as uncharacterized. Lineage: Eukaryota; Fungi; Ascomycota; Eurotiomycetes; Onygenales; Ajellomycetaceae. The record is from RefSeq and is a predicted model, not a curated record. The transcript has 3 exons. The coding region runs from base 1 to 402 and encodes 133 amino acids.
AUGGGCGAUGAUGAUCAAAUGCAAACAACAGGCAAACAACUCAGCGCAGACGGAAGAGAGGAACAACUCAUGCCUUACGAGGGAGGACUUUUUACCCUUUUGGCAUACAGCCGCCUACCAGUAGUACCGACCAACGACAAUGACGGUGACGAUAAGUUGCCUCCUAACGAAGCCUCUUCCCGCAGCCUCUGGGAAAAACAAAGAAAGAAAGAGAGAGAGAGAGGAGAGAGAGAAAAAGAAAAGAAAAUCCGGUGGAGCCACACGCCACACGCCACACGCCACACGCCAACACCUUCAACGCUGAAGAAAGAUGUGGACGCAGCCAAGUGGUCUCCUCCUCGCCCUGGUUUGUACCCGAUGACGACGACCACUUGCUGCGAAGUUGUGCUGUACCUACAUUAG